This is a messenger RNA of Phyllopteryx taeniolatus (common seadragon), 3373 nucleotides long. RefSeq names its product major facilitator superfamily domain containing 14Bb (gene slc71a2b). Gene Ontology annotation, molecular function: transmembrane transporter activity. Gene Ontology annotation, cellular component: membrane. NCBI's taxonomy places the organism in Eukaryota, Metazoa, Chordata, Actinopteri, Syngnathiformes, Syngnathidae. Bases 520 to 1989 code for a protein of 489 amino acids. The record is from RefSeq and is a predicted model, not a curated record. Gene Ontology annotation, biological process: transmembrane transport. The transcript has 12 exons.
AGGCUUCCCCUGGCAGCGUUGUCACAUGAUAACGUGACAACUUUCUUUGCUAUCGCUACUUCAACGAGCACCACUGCGGUACGAGCUGACCCGGAGUCAGAAGAAUCGUGGUUGAUGUGCGAUGGAGACCAUUAUGGACAACGUCGAGCUGAUCUGGGAACAGUUAGGUGGCGAAACAUGCCGUAGGACUGGCCGCUAUUACGAAGUGCGUUCGUUUUGACUCUCGUGAGGACACCACGAGAUGACAUCCGGCUGAAAGAAGAGAAAACUCAAGUUGCCUUGCAUUUUUGUCUCACACAAUGAAAGUUCAUUGUGACCGUUACUGACUUGGCCAGCAUUAGGACUCAACCCGCGACUAUCUCGGGCCGAGUCCCGUGGGCCAAGUGGCACCGCACUUCCGGGAUGGCCGAGUGAGAAAAACCGACGUUUCGUCAAGUCGACCCGAGCGGCUGCAAAUACGGGACGAGGCUGGAACUUGAGAGGCAGACACCGCAAGGCGGCCAUGCUCCAACAUGUGAGAUGAUCGCGGGGAGGCCCGAGGCCGCCGACAUCGACAUCGACAUCGACAUCAUGCUGGCCCGGAGCUCGCACGCGCGAGGCCGAGCCAGGGUGACGCACGCCGUCAUCGUCAUCUUCCUAGAGUUCUUCGCCUGGGGGCUGCUGACCACGCCCAUGCUGACGGUUCUACACGAAACGUUUCCGCAGCAUACGUUCUUGAUGAACGGACUCGUGCAAGGCGUCAAGGGUUUCCUGUCGUUCCUGUCGGCGCCCGUGAUCGGCGCCUUGUCCGACAUCUGGGGGAGGAAGUGUUUCCUCCUGAUGACGGUGUUCUUCACGUGCGCGCCCAUCCCCUUCAUGAGGAUCAGCCCCUGGUGGUACUUUGCUCUGAUCUCCGUGUCGGGAAUCUUCGCCGUGACGUUCUCCGUGAUCUUCGCGUACGUGGCCGACAUCACGGACGAGCGUCAGAGGAGCACGGCGUACGGGCUGGUGUCGGCGACGUUCGCCGCCAGCCUGGUGACGAGCCCCGCCAUCGGGGCGUACCUGUCGGCGCGCUACGGAGACAGCCUGGUGGUGCUGGUCGCCACGGUGAUCUCGGUGGCCGACAUCACCUUCGUCUUCUUCGUGGUGCCCGAGUCGCUGCCCGACAAGAUGCGGCUGACCAGCUGGGGCUUCCCGCUCUCCUGGGAGCAGGCGGACCCCUUUGCCUCGCUGCGUCGGGUGGGCAGAGACUCCACCGUCAUGCUCAUCUGCGUCACCGUCUUCCUGUCCUACCUGCCCGAGGCGGGACAGUACUCCAGCUUCUUCCUCUACCUCAGACAGGUGAUCGACUUUUCUCCCGCCGCCAUUGCCGCCUUCAUCGCCAUGGUGGGCAUCCUGUCUAUCAUCGCACAGACUCUUGUUCUGAGCAUGCUGAUGCGGACGUUGGGCAAUAAGAAGACGGUCCUGCUGGGUCUGACCUUCCAGCUCCUGCAGCUGGCCUGGUACGCCUUCGGUUCCGAACCCUGGAUGAUGUGGGCGGCGGGCACGGUGGCGGCCAUGUCAUCCAUCACCUUCCCGGCUGUCUCGGCGCUGGUUUCGCGCAGCGCCGCCCCGGACCAGCAAGGUGUGGUCCAGGGCAUGAUCACGGGCAUUCGGGGCCUGUGCAACGGUUUGGGCCCCGCGCUCUACGGGUUCAUCUUCUUCCUCUUCAACGUGGAGCUCAGCGACGUCCGGUCUGCACAAGGGCCCGACACGCAACACAUUCAGAAGUCGAGUGUUCCCGGGCCGCCGUUCCUGUUCGGCGCCUGCGCCGUGGUCUUUGCACUCAUUGUUGCCGCCUUCAUCCCAGAGCGGCCGCCGGCCGACGGCGACGUCGCGACGUGCUCGGACAGGAAGUCCGGCGGCGCGGGCGGGCUCGUCGCCGCGCGGGCCCAGGACGCCAGCCCGCCGGCCACACCCGCCAGCGACGCCGACGACAUCGAGCCGCUCCUACAGGACAGCAGCAUGUGAUUGGCCGAGGGGCCGCCCCAUCACAACGAAAUGUGCCAAUUUUAUUUUAUUUCUUUACAUAUCUAAGCGGUCCAAACGCCAUGGUUACCAUGGCAACUGCCACUUCCUGUUUCCUUGGAAACAUCACGUGAUCGUUGAUGCGUUUUCAUUUGACAGAACGCCCCGGUAACGACUUACUGGCGACCAGUCCACAAUUUUAAUGGGACGAAUGAAGAAGUGUUUUUGACUUUUAACCGAUUUAUUUGGAUGAAAACAAAGAAGAAAAUAUUUUGUCCUCUUUGAACUUUUUGUUGACUUUUUGCAUUUAAUUUUUUUGACAAAGGCGACGUUUUUCAGCAGAAAACUUGGAAAUCACAUUUUGGAAUGACAUUUUUUUUUACCCCACAAAACAACACAAAACGUCAUUUGACCUUUUCAAAACAAAAGACGAGGAAUACCUGAAGUAGAGAUUAUUAUUAUGAUUAUGAAUAUGAAUUAAAAACAAAUUGCAUUGUGAGUGAGAAUGUUUUGGAUGUCUUCGUGAUCCAAUCAGAUUCGGGGUUAGCGUUGGCGCCUCUCAGGGGGCGGGGUCAGAGCAGACAGGAAAUGUUGACUUUGGUGGUGGAGUAGGGCACUUCCUCUGUUGGGGGAACAAAAAACAUUACAUUUUCUCAUUUGAUUUUUGAGUGUUACUUAGUUGACUUAGGAAGUUUUGAGUUUUAUUUUUGUGAUAAAGUGACUUAUUUUGAGGUCUGAAGUUUUAUUUUGAUGUGUUAGGUUGACUUGAAGUGUGAAGUUGUUUUAUUUUGAAGUAUUAAUUGACUUUUAGUCUAAAAUGUGAAGUUGGGUUUUAGCUUGAAUUGUUAUUGUGUGGCAGCACGUCGGACGACCGGUGAGCACAUCUGCCUCAAAGUUGUGAGGUUGCUGGUUCAAAUCCGGCCUGGCCUGUGUGGAGUUUGCAUGUUCUCCCCGUUCCCGCGUGGCUUUUCUCCGGGUACUCCGGUUUCCUCCCACAUCCCAAAAACAUGCGUGGUUGGUAGGUUGAUUGAAGACUCGAAAUUGCCCAAAGGUGUGAAUGUGAGUGCGAAUGGUUGUUCGUUUCUACAUGCCGUGCGAUUGGCUGGCGACCGGUUCAGGGUGUACCCCGCCUCUCGCCCGAAGCUGGCUGCGAUAGGCUCCUGCUCGCCCACGACCCGUCAGGAGGAUACGGAAAAAGGAUGGAUGGACGUUAUCGUGUUUAGUCAACUCUGUAACACUUCCAAAUAAAAGUCAACUUUAUGACACUUCAAACAAACACAAGUAGAUUGAACGACACAUCAAAAUGAAAGUCAAAGUACAUGUAAAUAUUUUGAAGACAACUGGAGAACUACGCUUCAAAAUAAAAAUGGCGUAGCGGUGUUGUUGA